Cylindrotheca closterium is the source of this 1281-nucleotide messenger RNA. The record is from the annotation of a GenBank genome assembly. NCBI's taxonomy places the organism in Eukaryota, Bacillariophyta, Bacillariophyceae, Bacillariales, Bacillariaceae.
AUGACAAAUGCCAGUGGACUAGCCGCCUCCAUCCGAGGAUCUACAGAGUCAUCUACAUUCGACUUGGGUGGACAGAAUGUCACUACUAUCACCAACAACAUCACCAGCGCCUUCCAAGAUCCCUUGCCAAUUCAGGAAAUGAUUCGGAUCACCUUUGUGACUGGAGCUGGCAAAUUGGGACGGCAAAAGUAUGAUGCUGACGCUGCCAAGGCAGUGACGUCUGCGUUGCGAGACCUUGGAUUUGAAGACGAUCGAGGUGCUAGUUGCGUCAAGGAGUGUGCGGCUUCCUUCAAGCUCCAACACGAUACGGGCAAGAACCUCAAGACUGUCGUGGUCUUUCCAAGAAUACAGGAGGACGAUGCACCAGCAUCGGGCGACGGAACAGGUUCCAACCAGGCUUCAACUGUACCUGUAAUUGCAAAGGGAAGUGUAGAAGAUCUCAUUGUCAGCACUUCCAACGCAGUAUUCAAAAACAUGACCAAGAGCAAAUGUCCUUCCUGGAGUGAAAAGAAGGAAUGUAUGGGAGCACUCUCAAACAUAAAAACUAUGCUGGAAGAAUUGGAUCAGAAACUGGUGACAGGGACACCGCUAACGGAUGGAGAACAAGAAUUUUACGAUUCCGUGUCAUCUGAUUCAUUGGACGAGAAGCAAGGUAUUGUGAAGGAUCUCAUGCACAGCCAGGUGGAAGAAGGUGGAAUCACCAGUCGGGAGAAGAAGCAGCUCCUGUCUCAAGUAAGCGAGCGUCUCGAAAAGGUAUCAGCAGAACUUGAGGAAGCCGAAGGAAAGAAAGCAGAGAAACUCAACGGAAUGAAAGCAAAGCUAGAAGCAAGGAAGGAAAUGUUGUCAGGGAUUACGCCCAAGCCGCUACCCAAGCUGAAGCACGAAACCGAAAUCUUGACACUGCGAGCCGAGCUGCUGUCCUUGUCCGAUGUAGUUGAUGCGGCAGCUGGGCGCUUGUUGAGCCUGAAGGAAUCAAAAGCGUUGGCUCGGAAAGAAGAGGUCGAAGAGGAGAUUGCCGAUUUCGAGCAAAAGAGUCGAGGAUGGUUCGAAGAUGACGAGUCCUUUGAGGAACGAGUCAACAGCUUGCAAGGGGUGGCCGCAUCGAGACCCAAAAAAGGUGCCGCCAAAAAGCCAGCAUCCAAGUCUCAUGCGCCUGCUUGGAUUGCAACCUCGUCGUCCACCAAAAAGACUCAGUCCAAAUCGAAGGCAGGGAAAUCCAAGAAUAGUGGUGGUGCAGGUGGUGUCUUUGCGGCAAUGAUGAUGGAUAGUGAUAGCGACUAA